This is a messenger RNA of Molossus molossus (Pallas's mastiff bat), 3186 nucleotides long. Its product is annotated as zinc finger protein 268-like. The record is from RefSeq and is a predicted model, not a curated record. The transcript is spliced from 4 exons. Lineage: Eukaryota; Metazoa; Chordata; Mammalia; Chiroptera; Molossidae. The coding region runs from base 402 to 2891 and encodes 829 amino acids.
UGCUCUUGAGUCUACAGGUCCCACCCCUCCUGGAACGAGAUAGUUCAGACAAGAGGAUCAGAAAGCUCCAAAGUCAGGAACCCACAGUGGGUCAAGGGACCCCUGACCAAAGGCCUCUCCCUAGAGAACCCCAGCAGAGGCUUAAGAGCCACAAGACAGAGCAGAUCCUAGAGUGGCUAUUUAUUUCUCAGGAGCAGCUGAAAACUGCUGAGUUUGAGGGGCCGUUGUCAUUCACUGAUGUGUUUGUGCACUUUACUGGGGAAGAGUGGCAACUGCUGGACCCCGCUCAGAAGCACCUGUACCGGAGUGUGACGUUGGAGAAUUAUAGCAACCUGGUGUCCCUGGGGUAUCAGCACACCAAACCUGAUGUCAUCUUCCAGUUGGAACAAGAAGAGCUGUGGAUGAUGCAGGGCCAGAAUCCAAGUCAAGGCCAUCCAGACAACGUCUGGGAAAUUGAUAAUCACAUGGAAUGGUAUCAGGAAAAUCGAGGCAAGCCUGGAAGUGUGGCAAAUUACUAUGAUUGUAUUGGAUUUGGAAACCUGUGUGUUCUUACUACAAAUUAUGUGUCUUCAAGACAGAAGCUUUAUAAAUUUGGCACACAUGGGAAGAGUUUGAAAUUUAAUACAAACUUCGGUAGUAAUUUUGGUGGAAAGAAUCCCAGUGGGUUUUAUGCACGAAGGGAAUCAUUCCUCCAUGAACAUGAACAAACUCUUUUUGGAAUAAAAUAUUGUGAAAGUAAUAAAUCAGGAAAUAUUGUCCACAAGAAGUCACAACUCAUGUGCCAACAAAGUUAUGUGAGAGGAAAACCAUUUCAGUGCAGUUACUGUGGGAAGGUCUUCAGCAGUAAAUCACACCUUGUAGUGCAUCAGCGAACUCAUGCAGAGGAAAAGGUCUGCAAAUGUGACGGACACCCCAUUGAGCAUCAGAGAAGUCAUGCAGGAGAGAAAUUACUUGAAUGCAGUGAAUGUGGGAAAACUUUCCUUGUCAGUUCACAGCUCCAUAUACAUCAGAGCAUUCACACAGGUGGGAAUCCUUAUGAAUGCUGUGAAUGUGGAAAAGUCUUCAGUAGGAAAGACCAGCUUGUUUCACACCAGAGAACUCAUUCAGGACAGAAACCUUAUGGUUGUAAUGAUUGUGGGAAAACUUUUGGGUUAAACUCACAGCUCAUUGUACAUCAAAGAAUUCAUACAGGAGAGAAACCCUAUGAAUGCAGUGACUGUCAGAAAGCCUUCAAUACAAAGUCAAACCUUCUGGUACAUCAGAGAACCCAUACAGGGGAGAAACCCUAUGGUUGUAGUGAGUGUGGGAAAGCCUUUACUUUCAAGUCUCAGCUCAUUGUACAUCAGGGGCUUCACACAGGAGUAAAGCCCUAUGGGUGCAUCCAGUGUGGGAAAGCUUUCAGUUUGAAGUCGCAGCUCAUUGUGCACCAGAGAAGUCACAUGGGAAUGAAACCCUAUGGAUGCAAUGAAUGUGGAAAAGCUUUUAGGAGCAAGUCCUACCUCAUUAUACAUAUGAGGACUCAUACAGGAGAGAAAGUUCAUGAAUGCAGUGAAUGUGGGAAAUCCUUCAGUUUUCAUUCACAACUCAUUAUACAUCAGAGGAUUCACACAGGAGAGAGCCCGUAUGAAUGCCGGGAAUGUGGGAAAGCCUUCAGUCGUAAGUAUCAGCUCAUUUCACACCAGAGAACUCAUGCAGGGGAGAAGCCCUAUGAAUGCAAUGACUGUGGAAAAACUUUUGGUUUGAAGUCACAGCUCAUUAUACAUCAAAGAAUUCAUACAGGAGAGAAACCCUAUGAAUGCAGUGAAUGUCAGAAAGCCUUUAAUACAAAGUCAAACCUUCUGGUACAUCAGAGAACCCAUACAGGGGAGAAACCCUAUGGUUGCAGGGAAUGUGGGAAAGCCUUUACUUUCAAGUCACAGCUCAUUGUACACCAGGGAACACACACUGGGGUAAAACCCUAUGGAUGUAACCAGUGUGGGAAAGCUUUCAGUUUGAAGUCGCAGCUCAUUGUGCACCAGAGAAGUCACACAGGUGUGAAACCCUAUGGAUGCAGUGAAUGUGGGAAAGCUUUCAGGAGCAAGUCCUACCUCAUUAUACACAUGAGGACUCAUACAGGAGAGAAACCACAUGAAUGUAAUGAAUGUGGGAAAUCCUUCAGUUUCAAUUCACAACUCAUUGUACACCAGAGAAUUCACACAGGAGAAAAUCCCUAUGAAUGCAGUGCAUGUGGGAAAGCUUUUAAUAGGAAAGAUCAGCUCAUUUCACAUCAGAGAACUCAUGCGGGGGAAAAACCUUAUCGGUGCAGUGAAUGUGGGAAAGCCUUUAGUAGCAAGUCAUACCUCAUUAUACACAUGAGAACUCAUUCAGGAGAAAAACCAUAUGAAUGUAAUAAAUGUGGGAAAGCCUUCAUUUGGAAGUCACUACUCAUUGUACAUGAACGAACUCAUGCAGGGGAAAACCCUUAUAAAUGCAGUCAAUGUGAGAAAUCCUUCAGUGGAAAAUUACGGCUUAUUGUACAUCAGAGAAUGCACACAAAAGAGAAACCCUAUGAAUGCAGUGAAUGUGAAAAAGCCUUCAUUAGGAAAUCUCAGCUCAUUGUACAUCAGAGGACUCAUUCAGGGGAGAAACCCUAUGGAUGUGAUGAAUGUGGAAAAGCCUUCUCUCAGAAAUCAAUUCUCAGUGCACAUCAGAGGACUCAUACUGGGGAGAAACCCUGUAAAUGCACUGAAUGUGGGAAAGCUUUCUGUUGGAAGUCACAGCUCAUUAUGCAUCAGAGAAUUCAUGCAGAUGAGAGACAUAUUGAUGAACUAAAAGUAAGAAACUUUUGCUCUAAAGUUAGUUCACAAAAAAUACAUGUAGAAGCAAAUUCGUGUAGAAGAGAAACACUAUAAAUGAAAUCAUCCCAUACACCAGAAAACUCAUUGAAUGGAAACCUUAAGAAAGGCACAGCAUGUGGAAGGGUAUCCGUAGAAAGCAGUUUUUAUACAUGAAAUACAUAAUGCUUGCCCAAAGGAACUCUACGAAUGUGGUGAACCCUAUGAAACGUCAGCUGUAAGUCAUACCUUUAAACAAAUUUAUGCAGGUGAAGAACCAUAUGAAUGGAAUGAAUGUUGGAAAUCUUUUAAAUGUUAUAAAAUUCUCAAAGAGAAAAUCUACAAGUUAAUAUAGAGUACACCUCUUUGAAAC